This is a messenger RNA of Danaus chrysippus (African queen), 1242 nucleotides long. The record is from the annotation of a GenBank genome assembly. NCBI's taxonomy places the organism in Eukaryota, Metazoa, Arthropoda, Insecta, Lepidoptera, Nymphalidae.
AUGCGUGAGUGUCGGUCGGCGUGGGCGCGCAUGUCGUCCCGCAUGCAGCAGGAGGGGUUCCGUGCGCGCGUCACACGCAUCCUGCAGGCCUGGGCCGACUGGGCCGUCUACCCCACGGACUUCUUGAUGCACAUCAACGACGUGUUCCUUGGACAGAACAAGGAGGGCGAGUCGCGUCAGCUAGAAGCAGACCGUGAGGAGUGUGAGGAGGACGGUAACGCGUCCCCGGGGUCCUCCGCCUCGGGCGCCUCUGGCGGCUCGGGGGGCUCCGGGGGCUCCGGGCCGUUAGACGGAGCCGCGCUCAGGAGACUCGCGGAACAGAGACCGGCACACGUUAACAUGAGGCAGGAGGUUAACGAUGAUAUUGAUGGUGUACCGGUCGACGAAGACAUAGACGGUGUUCCCCUCGACACGGAGGAGUGUUCAGCGGCCGAGGGGACCAACGUGGCUCGCAGUACGGCCGCGUUCGUGCCCUCGCGAUGGGAGAGUGUAGACCCCGCGCCCUCCUCACACUAUAGGGAAGACUCGCCGCGUAAAGACAGUUCUGACGCGGAUCGUUCGAGUCAGUCCACGAGUACGGGUGUCUCGGGUGCUGGCGGUGACUGUGGUGAGGGGGCGCUGAAGAGGGAAACACUGAGGGACAUAGAGGUGCGGGUGUUGAAGUACGCGGACGAACUGGAGGCGGGGCUCAGGCCGGGCAAGGCGGGCCUGGCGCACGCGCAGCAGAUACAACACCACCGGAAGAAACUCAUUAAGAAGGCCCUCCGUGAGGCCAAGGAGGCUCGCGAGGCGGAGGAGCCCUUGUCCCCGGAGGAGGACAGCUACUCCACCAGCUCGAGGAAGUCCAAGAAGUCCCGCGACCCGUCCGCCUCCCCGCCCGGCAAGAGGAGCAGAGCCGGUGAUAGAAAAUCAAGAUCAAAGUCGAGAUCACGUGAACGAGAUAGAGAACGAGAGAGAUCUCGAGAUAGAGAUAGGGAUAGAGAGCGCGAGAGAGAAAGAGACAGAGAUAGAGAACGAGACAGAGACAGAGAUAGAGACAGAGACAGGGAGAGACGGAGACGGUCACCGAGCACGCCGCCCCACCACAGGAAACACGCGAAGCACAAGUUCAAAUCAGCUAAGCUUCUGUUAUUGAGUGAUGAAGCGGCGACGUGUGCAAGCAGUCAGAGUGGACGUGCAGAGACACGACGGACGGCGGACUUACCGGCUGAGAGAGAGAGAGAUGGAGAGAGGGGAUACUAG